Phalacrocorax carbo (great cormorant) is the source of this 5579-nucleotide messenger RNA. Lineage: Eukaryota; Metazoa; Chordata; Aves; Suliformes; Phalacrocoracidae. The record is from RefSeq and is a predicted model, not a curated record.
GAGAGGCCGGUGUGCUCGCCGGGAGUCCGGCCAUGUUCUGAGGGAGACCUCCUGGACUCGGAUCCACCCAUCGCAGGUGUGCGUGAAGAAAUCGCCUUCCUGGCAUCCCCUGCGAAGCCCUUGAAUCAUGGCAAGUCCAAGAACACGGAAAGUUCUCAAGGAAGUCAGAGCACAAGAUGAGAACAAUGUCUGUUUUGAGUGUGGUGCAUUUAACCCCCAGUGGGUGAGUGUGACCUAUGGAAUUUGGAUCUGUCUUGAGUGCUCAGGAAAACACCGAGGCUUGGGAGUUCACCUCAGUUUUGUGCGUUCUGUAACCAUGGACAAAUGGAAGGAUAUUGAGCUGGAGAAAAUGAAGGCUGGAGGCAAUAGCAAAUUUCGAGAGUUCUUGGAGUCCCAAGAUGACUAUGAUCCCUGCUGGUCAAUGCAAGAGAAGUACAACAGCAAAGCUGCAGCUCUGUUUAGAGAUCAGGUGGCUACAGUAGCUGAAGGCAAGGAGUGGUCCAUUGAAACUUCUCCUGCCAGGAACUGGACCCCACCUCAGCCUAAAAUGUCUCUGUCUUCAACUCAUCGUUCUGCUGGACAAUCUCAGACUGCAACUGCCUCUUCCGACAAGGCUUUUGAAGACUGGUUGAAUGAUGAUGUCAACUCCUACCAAGGCAGCCAAGAGAAUCGCUAUGUGGGGUUUGGAAAUACAGUAAACCCUCCCAAAAAAGAGGAUGACUUCCUGAAUAAUGCUAUGUCUUCAUUGUACUCGGGAUGGAGCAGUUUUACGACUGGAGCAAGCAAAAUUGCCUCAGCUGCUAAAGAGGGUGCUACCAGGUUUGGAUCUCAAGCAAGUCAAAAGGCAUCAGAGUUAGGUCAGACAUUAAAUGAAAAUGUUCUCAAACCUGCACAGGAAAAGGUGAAAGAGGGGAAAAUAUUUGAGGAAGUCACCGUGGGGGUAUCACAGUUGGCCAGCAAGGUUCAGGGAGUUGGAAGUAAGGGAUGGCGAGACGUCACCACUUUUUUUUCUGGCAAACCGGAUGACAAAUCUGAAAGACCAGCUGAGGGAGACAGCUACCAGAACAGUGGAGGGGAGGGCUACCAGAACAAUGCUGUAGAUCAAAGCUUCUGGGAGACCUUUGGCAACUCAGAUCCACCAAAAGCUCAUAAAUCUCCAAGCAGUGAGAGCUGGACCUAUGUGGACAAUUCCACAGAGAAGAAGAGCUCUGAUAGCUGGGACGUGUGGGGCUCAGGAACAGCCUCCAACAACAAGAACAGUAACAGCGACAGUUGGGAAAAUUGGGAGACCAACUGGGAAAACACAGGAGGGGAGAGCAAGACCAAAAAACCUCCUAAGGCAACAAAAAAGGCAUCUUCAGCUGAUGAUGGGUGGGAUAACCAGAACUGGUAGAACUCUGUUAACCUGGUUUUGCACAGCUAGGAAAGGGAGGCUAUGCUGGCUGAUUGAGGGGAGAAAGUUUUACACACAACUGGAGUAUCUUGGUUGACCUUACUGAUCUGUUACUUUUGUGCUUCCCAUUCAUUCUCCUUUCUUCUAUCUUGGUUUAGGAAAAAAAGAGUAGCAUCCGAGUCUUUUAUUACAUAAAUGUGUCUCUCCCUUUUUUUAAGGAUAGCGAUAACUUUAUUCUCCUUGCACUAUUUAAGCAGGGUACAGUGAUUUUCUUAACAUGAAUUUUCAAAGGAAGAAAAUCAGUGCAAGCACACUUUCAUGGCACAACCUUGCAUGUGUAGGUCAAGAGGUAUUCAUCCAGUCCUCACAUAAUUUGAGAUGAUCUGAGGCAUUUAAUGCAAACGAAGAACAGGGUAUGUCUUGAAGAGAUAGCCAUUAAGUAAGCAAACUGCGGUUGACUGCCUUAUGGAUUGCUUUGGCCAUUUUAAGUCUGGCAAUUCAAGAUGGUCUUUAAGAUACUUUUUAUUGGAGCAUUGUUUUUAAACUUCAUGAGGGUUUGGGGAUUUUUUGUUUGGGGUUCUUUUUUAAGUCUUUUAAAUCUGAUUUUCUUCCCUUAGAAUUAAUAAGGAAUCUAGAGCUAGGUGAUUAUUUGUGUAAACUCAUAGUUUUGACCUAAGCUAUCAAGGGAUGUCCAGAGUGGCUCUACUUGCCCUUCUUGCUCAGUGGGUUAAGAGUUUGCGCAGUGCAGCUCUCCUACACAGAUAAAAAGCAAAGCAGUGACGUUCUUGUUCCCUGCAUAUGCCCUUCCCCCAGUUUGAGUAUUUUAUAUAGUCUGUUUUUUCUCUGUCUUCGUUCUACCAAUCUAUUUUAUCUAUUCUGAUAAAAAUGAAAUCUUUCUGCUGCUUAUGGUCUUUCGGACAUCUGUUUGGCAACUUGGCAGUGAAACAAAUGUAUAAAAAAGAUUCCAGUAAGAAAAAAUGGGUGGAAAAUAUGAGAACAUUGAGGAGAGAGGCUGGCAGCAAGCCCCUUUCAAGAUGAGUAGAUGUCUGGAUUUAAUAGUAACAUUUAAAUUAAGCAGAUGUUUUCCAAAUUUAUCUUUAAUAUGUCAAACUAUCUCUGUUUCUAUCAUGUAUUUCUCUACAUUUUCUUGCUGGACCUUGUUAAAGAAACACUAUUUCAGAAACUGUAGAAACUCCUUGUCAGCAUUAAGGAAUGGAAUAGAAGAUUCAAUUAUGUCUCAGUUUUGACCCAACAAAUUGCUUUGCAUGACACAAACCAUAACUCCUAUGGAAGAAUUGUGAGUUUAACAACAAAGGUGUCCUAUGUAUCCCAUUUUGUUUUUGAGGGUAGGUUGUAAAUGUACAGCCUGAAGACAAUCAGCUCACUGGAAAACUUCAAAUCAUGUUGCCAUUGCAUAGCCUGCUUUACUACAAGCAUGGAUUUCUUUACCAUGGAUCCUGUAAUCUUAAUGCGUACCUACAAAGCCUUUUUCUUUUUAAAAUAAGUUAAUUUGUUCAAGCAAACAACCAAUUUAAGUUGUCAAAGUUACCUUAAAUAAUGCUUUGUUUCUUUUUCUCUUCACCAAGGUUUUUGAUCUUACGGUAAUAUCAAGAGGUUAAAAAGGAAGGAAAAUCACGCAUCACCUCAAAAGUAGCAGAUUUUAAAGGCUUAAGUCUAAGUAGAAGUAGCUCUAUUUAUAGCCUGAUUCUGUAUUUCUGUUAGUAGGAUCUUUCAGAUAGUGAACAAAAUAUUUUUCUAGUCUUGAGUAGCCCUGUCCUGCAAGAGCUGCGAUUUCUUUUUUAUCCCCUUGCUUCUACUGAUAGCGUGGUUUCUGAAGCUCGUGCGGCAGGUCCCAGUGCUGCUCACGACCCAAGCACUGCUCUGGGCUGAGCCGUGCAAGGCGCCCCAGGCGCUCUUGCUGACACACUGACCCUUUGGAAGUGCCGAGGGCAUGAGAGGUCUCGGUUUACAGUGCCGCUUGUGGUACUAUUGGCAGAAGUUUACAGCCUAACUGUAAAGCAAGGAUUUUGUUCUGCUUUUUCGCCAGUUCCAAACAACCCUUGUCAUAGUUUAAUUGCAUGUCAAACAUAACUUUGUAUUUUUAUGCGUACACCUCUGUUGCCUACUUGUCACUUGUCCGCUGCCCAGUAUGAAACUGUAAUGCAUGUACUCCGAAGGCGGUGCUGUGUGAUGUAUGUGCAGUGGCGCUGCCCAGUCCUCGACUAACGGUUAGUCUUUGUGAAGUGUUGCAGUAGCGGUGAUGGCAAAACGCAUCCGAUGGGUUGCACUGUCUGACUGCUGGUGUCUGUCUGGAGUGAUGUGAAGCUGAUUCAGCUUCCUGUGUACAAAUUUAUUACAGUUUCUCUUUCAUAAACCUCCUGAAAUAGCUCGUAGCAGGAUAAGCUUUAUUUCAGUCCAUUCAAUCAACGGUAUUGUGAUGUGUAUGUGUACGUUCUCCUCAGCUGUGUGGUUUGCCUAGGAGAAAACUGGUUUGUUUAUGUAUCACUUGCAGCUACAAUUGGCAUGAGCCAUUUGCUUGUUCUUCUGGUUUUAUUUUUGUAUCUCUUGAAACUUCAUGUUCUAAAUUAAACGGCCAGAGCCCUACUCAGGCAGAAGCUUUGGGUAAUGAUUUUUCUUCCAGUUGAGGAGACAGUGACAGAGCAGUUGCUGUCUCUUGUUGCCUCCCUACAGCACUGCAAAAAAAAAAAAAAGCUACAACUCCCAGAAAGGUGUUAAUGGAAGAUACUAAAAACCAAUAGAAAGGCAGAAAGUGUAACUGCAGCCACAAAACUAGUAUGCCAGCUGGUCCGGUUUGCCAGGCGAAUCGGUACUUUUUUUGACUUGUCGGAAUCUGAGCAUUUUACCGUGUCUUCCAGCGGAGAAGAUGAAACGAGGGCAUUUUCUUUUGCAAAGCCUCAGUUUUAUUGGAUCGUACUUUUUUAGUGGAAAUGGCCGGGAAGUUUCUGCAGUUUGGUGGAAUGCAUGCAGUCAAGGUGCAUGUGUGGAGCGAGUGUUUAUGAAUUAGACCUUUUUUUUUUUUUAAUCCCCUCUUCUCUCCCCAAAUCUUUUUUUGGCCUGAUCGUGAAUGCUGUAAACAGGCAUUGAGUGCAGCCUGCUGGAGCUGAGGCCACCUGUCUAAGCGAAGAUAUGGCUGUUGAAUCUGAGUGAGCAUGUGGAUUGGCAGGGUUUUAGGGUCACUCACUGUGUGCUUCACCUCUUUGGUGGAUGAAGAGGGCUCCGCUUUCCUUUCAAUCCUACACCGUGUUUUAACAAAUUUAAGUCAUACAAGCAAAUUGCCAGGAGAGAGUGCAGAAGGUGAAACAGCUACUGCAACAGUUGGACACUGCAGUGCUGGGUUUAAAUUUCCUAGUGUUUCCAGCCGGUUUAUUCCUUUGUAUGGCUUCAACUUUGGAAAAUACAGAGCAGCGGGAUUCCUACAGGUAGUGUGAAAUAAGAAAAACUUCAAGACAUUCAAACUAAGUGCCACUUGCCAAAGAGUGAAAGUCUUAGAGAAUGUUCCUCAAUCAGGAACCUAAUCCUAGGAGUUAGGGAUUGUUUUUAAAUGUUUCAUUUGUGUCUUGAAACCUGUUAAUAAUUAUAACAUUUCAGGAAGCGCUUGGCCUGCUCUCCCUCAUAGUUGAGACCUCAAGGAUGAUGUUGCUGCUUUUAUUUUCCAGGCCAGACUGUGUAACAUUCCAUGGGUUCAUAAUGUAUUUAUCAGUGUAAUGAUCUGUGCAAUAAUUUAACAAGUGUAGGUAAAAACUUUGUUUAACCCAGGAUACAUUUAAAGAUACAGUGGUCCUCUUGGAGAAUAGCAGUCUGUCAAGGUAUUUCAGUUCUUGCCUUACUGCGGGGAUACUAAAUUUCAGUAACCCUGUUAAGAAAGGAUUGAGCAAUCGGUGACUUAAACAGAAAUCAAGAAACAUUUUGAUGUCCAUUAUUAGAGUUUGAUUGUAAUGGCUUAGUGACCUCUAGGUAUAGAGCCCUCUUUCAUUUUCAUGCCAGCAGAAACUUGGUCAGUAUGGAGUACUGUAUCUUUAAUUUUCCUGAUGUGUUUUAUGUGACGUUCACAGGAAUGGCAAUUUCGGUGAACACUAUUCAUUGUUCUGUGGAGUGGUACCGGACUUGAACUGCAGUGUCAUCUUUUAAAGAGCAUUGUAAUAAAGCAAAGAGAUACGGAGCAGAA